UUACAGAUUCAAUUAAGCAUAGAAGUUCCUCCAACCAUCUGCAAGCAGAGUUACAACAAGGUUUUACAUGAAAUUUCUAAGCAAGCAAAGGUUCCUGGGUUUCGUCCUGGGAAGAAAGUUCCAGAGAACAUAUUGAUAAAUUACGUGGGCAGGCAUAAUAUGCAGCAUGCUGUAAUUGAAGCAAUUUUGAAGAAAACACUUCCACAAGCGAUGAAAUCGGUGGAAGGAAGGGCUUUGAAGGAUUCUGUUCGAAUUGCGACUAAUUUUGCGGAGAUGUAUGAUACCUUUUCCCCGGAAGAUUAUUUCAGAUACGAUGUCGCAGUUGAUGUAGCUCCUGAGAUCAAAUGGUUGACAGAGAGCAAGUAUAAGAAUUUGAAGGUCAUUGUUCAAAUUGACAAGUCCAUUACUGCUGAAAUUGCUUCUGACAUAGAGUUAAGGCGCCGCCAUAAAGCUCAAGGAUCUUUGAGAAUUGUAACUGAGCGAGGCCUUAAGAUAGGAGAUCUUGUGGUGUUAGAUAUUUUGGCUACUAAAAUUGAAGGAGACUUGUCUAUAGGUGAAAAAAUCCCAUCAGCAGAGAGAAAAGGGUUUCAUUUGGACACAGAUGAGGCUGACAACCUCCUUCCUGGGUUUCUUAAUUCAAUAGUAGGAAUUAAGCAAGGAGAAACAAAAUCAUUUCAUCUUCAGUUUCCAGAAUCAUGGGAACAAGUAAAUCUCCGAGGCGUUCAGGCUCAAUUUACUGUCGAGUGCAAAGAACUCUUUUAUAGAGAUCUGCCUAUAUUGGAUGACUCUCUUGCAGAACAUCUCCUUCCUGGGUGCAGUAGUUUGGAUCAGGUGAGAGAAUUAAUACUACAAAGAUGCGAAGAACUAGAACAAACUGCAAUCGAACAAGCAACUGAUAAUGCAAUUCUAGAACAACUGUCUAAGAUUGUUGAAGUAGAUAUACCUCGGUCAUUAUUUGAAGAGCAAGGCAGAGAAAUUUAUGGAGCCAGACUACUGCAAUUUCAGGCUGGAGGAAAGGUUACCGAACAACAGCUGGCUUCUCUUUCAAGUGAAAAGGUAGUCAACGAGUACCUUGAGAACCAGAAGGAGAAUAUAACAUGUAUACUAAAACAGAUGCUGUCUGCACAUGUUGCUGAUAACUGGCAUUUUCUGGUUAAGUAG
Molecule: messenger RNA, 1161 nt
Organism: Phalaenopsis equestris
Lineage: Eukaryota; Viridiplantae; Streptophyta; Magnoliopsida; Asparagales; Orchidaceae
Product: trigger factor-like protein TIG, Chloroplastic
Exons: 10
Biological process (GO): 'de novo' cotranslational protein folding; protein transport; protein unfolding
Molecular function (GO): ribosome binding; protein folding chaperone; peptidyl-prolyl cis-trans isomerase activity
Source: RefSeq, a predicted model, not a curated record